AUGUACAUUUAUAAUAUGCCGUAUAGUAUUUUAAGAGAUCUCUGUCGAGUUCUCGAUGUCGGAAAUCAGAUCUGGAAAGAUUUAGCUGGAGAAAUAGGCUACACUGCAUCACAGACCCAGUUUUUAGAGCUUGAGUACCGUCGAUUUGAUGGCAGCCCAUCGGAGAGAUUACUUUCAAAGUGGGGCCACUCAAAUGCAACAGUCGAUAUGCUGGCUACUAGUCUGAAGAAGAUUAAUGCUAUAAGAGCCUUGAAUAUCAUCAAACAUUUAGUUUCAGCCUCUUUGAGAGAAGCUUUAUACGAAGAAGAUGAUGAUGGUGAAAAUAAGAAAGUGAUAAAGUUAACGGCAGUACCAUUGUAUGACGAUGGUGAUGAUAUGAAUGGGGGUUCUCAUGUUACUGAUGAUGUCUUACCACCACCUGCAGUCCAUAAAGCAUUACAGGCCGAUAAUGAACUCCAAAGAAACAAUUACAACAAUGGGAAAAAUAAUAAUAAUAAUUAUAAUUAUAAUUACUGCAAGGGUGAUGGUAAUAAUAAUAAGUGUAGCACAGCAAAUGGUGGCAGAGUGUUCAACACGCUCCAAAGGGCUACAGAUGGUUUCAGCGACAAGUACAUGAUUAGUGCAAAUUGUGAUGGGAGAAUAUUUGAAGGUUGUCUCAAUAACAGCAGAGUAGCCAUUAAGCUGUACAGCAAGAUCGAAUGCUCCAAGUUAUCAGAGGCAUUCGUCAGCGAGUUAGAAUUCAUGAAAAAGUUUAAGCACGAGAAUGUGCUGAUGUAUAAAGAGGUAGUCAUUGACGGUCCGGUUUUAACAAUUGUUCAACCUUUCAUGGAAAAUGGAUCUCUUAGGGAUAGACUGGAUUGCAAGUCGAACACGCUGCCUCUGACGUGGCUUCAAAGGCACAAGAUAUUGUUAGAGGUAUCCAAUGGCUUGUACCACAUACAUUCACUUGCGCCCAACGCCAUAGUUCAUGGGAAUUUGAAAAGUACAAACAUCCUUCUUGGAGUGAACAUGCAAGCCAAACUCAGCGAUUUCAAGCUACCAAACGAUAGUACGACAACGAAUACAGUAUCGAACAUUCUAGAAAACAGCCCCCAAUGCACUAAUUUUUCACUAAACGUCAGUGAAAAUAGCAAAUUCACGGCCUUGAAAGCUUAUAUGCCUGAUGAAUUUUUCACAAAUGGCUUUCAGACCAAUAUUAAAAGUGACGUGUUUUCAUUUGGCGUGAAAGAAUUCGUCCACGAUAUAUUCGAGAAGAAGAACAACAAAUUAUUAUGCCUAAAAGAUUCGAACGUCUCUGAUUGGUCAGAUGAUUCCUGGAUCAAACUAAUGUCUCUGGGUAAAAUGUGCACUAUGAAUAGAAAUGAUAGGCCUAGUACUAAAGUUGUGAAUAAUUCAUUGAAGCUUUACCAAGAUGGUGCAUUGAAUUGCAUAGCAGUUAUAGAAAAAGGGAGUGUUGACAAGGAGCCAACGAAGGAUAUUGACCUCUUCACAACAACAGCUCCACUGACUAACUCUACAGAAGACAUCAAUUCCUACCUGAGCAAUAUGAAAACUGCUAAAAUUACUAAGCCGCCACCACCACCAACACUAUCAACAACAGCAACAAUAUUUGAUGUCAACAAUAACACCAACAACACCACUGACAUAUAUUCAUCAAAUUGUAACGACUCACAACUCAUGCGGAAACCGACUUAUACGAAAAAAUUUGACUCAGACAUCUGGCCCAUCAUAUCGUCAUCCGCUGAAUUUUCUAACAAAACCGACAACUACUAUUGCCCAUCUGAUGAUAUGAAACGCCUGCAAAAUAAAAAAUUACUUGAUCUUGAUUUCUUAAACUCCGAUGACGAUAUUGUUAGUGUUUUAAAAAAUGUGGCUCUAAAUGAUGAUGAUUGCGUCAUAGAGAUGUGCGAAAAAGAAGUUUCUUUCAAUCUAAAAAGUAGCGAAUUAGGUUCUGAUGUUGAAAAAGGUUCUUUAAACGUGAAAAAUCAUGAAAAUGUUACGGAUCAAAAGGCAGAAAAGGUUGCAAAAACACUUGACACAUCUUCCCUUGAAAAAAUGCUUGCUAGUGGUUCAUCUGAUUUUUUUCAGCUGUCGAAAAUUUUAGCUACUGAUGAUGAACAGAGGUUUUUCAGACUUAAAAAGCUGAAAGAAACGUUUUAUAAAAGUUGA
This is a messenger RNA of Helobdella robusta, 2169 nucleotides long. RefSeq lists its product as hypothetical. Gene Ontology annotation, molecular function: protein binding; ATP binding; protein kinase activity. The transcript is spliced from 14 exons. NCBI's taxonomy places the organism in Eukaryota, Metazoa, Annelida, Clitellata, Rhynchobdellida, Glossiphoniidae. Bases 1 to 2169 code for a protein of 722 amino acids. Gene Ontology annotation, biological process: protein phosphorylation; signal transduction. The record is from RefSeq and is a predicted model, not a curated record.